CUGCUCUGCUCCAGACAACACUACCCAACAGAACCUACAACGACUGUCUACGGACUUCACUGGACAGCCUACAAACUACAGAUCAUAGCUGAAGAACUACAGACCCGAGAUGCGACAAGUGGAACCACAGACCUCAGCAGAGACUUCGUGAUCCAGUCUCGGUCUCCAGCAGUUAUGGAUCACAGCAAAAGGGGUGACAACUCACUAUUCAUGGAGACAUUCCUCUGACUGAAGACAAGCACCUGCAGAAUGUGUGUGCAGACCUCAGCAUAGAAGUUACAUUCUUACGCCAACUGGAUUUUGUCAACAACCUACAGUCUUCAUUUAUUUAAUAUUUAACCUUCAAAUUCUGCAGAGGACAUCCUACAACAAAUGCAUUCAAGAUAAGCCUGCUGUUUAUAAUCCUCCUCUUACUACUACAUUUAUAAUCCUACUACCACUACUAUUACUACUUCUGUCCCCUUUAACCUACAGCUUACAUUCUUGACCCUAUAGUGACUUUGUCUUUGAGUUUUGUUUUACAUUUACUUACAACUUGAUAUGCUUGUUCAUACCACCAUAACUUAUUAAUUUAUGUCUGAAAACAAAUUAGGCCUACUCUCUACAAAGAGCAGUGUGUAACAGUCAGCUCAGUCUACUGUCUCCAGCCUUCUUCAACAUCCAGAAAAAUCUAAAUAUGCCCUAAACCCUACGACCUACAGGACUACACCUAGAGCUGCAUCCUCCUACAACCCUGACCUCCAUCAUCCCUUGCCCCCCAGCCUCCCCUGGAACGGAGCAUGAUGGUGAACAGAUAACCGCACAGCUGGACGUCCUCACGACAUGGGUGCCUGCCUCUGCACAGGUCACAAAGAUCUGCAGCAGCCCAUGACUGUACUAUGGGCCCAGACGGAGGAGGGACAGCCUUCCUCUGACAAGGAAGUCCAGAAUCCAUCCAAUGGCAGCGUGACUGACAAGAGCAGUCGUUACGACAUUGGAGAGUUGGCUACUUCCUCACUCAUGGGUCUGGUGGCCACAAUAAAGGAUCACAUCACCAAGCCCACAGCCAUGGCCCAGGGCAGAGUGGCUCACCUGAUUGAAUGGAAAGGAUGGGGUGUAGGCGAGGGGGGUUCUGGGGGAUGGAGCGGAGCUGGGUGGGGAAGAGGGGGAGCUGGAUGGGGGGGCAUGGAGGCUGAGCUGCAGGAGGACGCACACUUCUAUUCUCAGAUGACGGACGAGAUUAAAGAGGCUCGCUUCGCUGCAGGUGUGGCAGAGCAGUUUGCACUCGCUGAAGCUGCUAUGAAUGUGUGGUCUAUGGGUGACAGCCUUGAGCGACCCUCCACCAGUUUACAAGUGCCCCACAAUCACCUGCUGUCCCAAUUCCUCUUGGACGGGGGGAGCAUGGGUGUCCCUCACCACCUCUACAGCCUGCAAUCUCAGAUGUACACAGAGCCAGGCAUGGAACCCACCCAGGAUGAUUCUGUGUCGCCCACCACCAGCAGCACCAAGCCACAGACAGAGGUGCAGGUGGAGCCUCGGGGCCCCCUCACAGUAGAGGCCAGUGUCCGACAUGUGGACAGCAGUUCUUUGUCGGAGGACGAUGUCUUUUAUAACUGAAUUCUGCAUCACAAAGCUGCCAUUACUAUGAUCACAGAAUGUACAUGUACUUAAAGGUGUGUAACUUUUCCAGUGGUGGAUAUGUUACCUCCCUGUACUUAACUUAUCUAUCUCAAUCUAUGUAUAUAUCAAAAAUACUUCUAAAAACAUGAUUUACUGCAAGUGGGCUCGCCUCUCUACAGAUCUGAUCUGUAACUUGCCUUGUCUCAAUGUGAACAGAUAACUUAAAUGCCAUACUGUGGGAAAUUCUAGGCAAAGUAUAACAUGGACCUCUAUGGACACAGGCAGGUGCCAUAUGUUCCAUCUGAAAAGUUAUGCAGUGCACCUUUACAAAGCUUAAUUGUUCAUUGACGAAGUCAACAGCACACAAAUAUUUGAUCAGGAACUGGCUCAGGUGUGAAGACAGUCUGGACAAUGACGGCUCAGUGGACUUGUAUGAGGACUGCAAAGGAUCAAUGCGCUGAAUGUUUUUCCUAUGGGGUCAAGUGACUCCAUGGAGCUGAUUUCUGUCUGGAUAGAUGUGUAUUCCACAAAACACAUCUUUCUUGAUUACCUUAUGAAUGUUAUUCACAAUCGAGCCUCUUGUUGUGAGUCCGACUAUAAACAUUUCUUGGGCAGACAUGGUUUACAUCCAUGCUUUUGUAAUGUGACUUCAUAAUUAAUUUUAUAUCUCUGCGCCUUUCUUGACACACAGUGGCAAAGGAUCAAAAAACAAGAAUACUUCAAGUAAAACGAUACUGAACAAUUUUGUUGUGUGUAUGGCCAUUUUGACUUUUUUGAUCAACAAACAUGCGACAAGGUACAAGUCAGGCUCUUGUGUUACUGUAAUGCUGUGGGCAAAAGUGGGAUCAUCAUGGAUACAAGUCCCAACCCAAGACUGAAUCAAGAGCUACCAUUACAGUUAACUCAAAACAACCCACUGUAAAAAAAUUGUGAUAACUUAAACAUCAUAUCUUACGCAAAUUUGACUCUUUGGAGCUUAAAGCUGUGUUAGAAUGCUGUUACCUCAUCAAAACAUACCCAGAGUUGUGCUUUGUUACAGUAACUCAGGUCUGAAUAAUCGUUUAUUAUAAGUCUGUCUAAUCUCCAAAGCUAGUUAGCAGUCACCAUUUACCUUUUGUUCAGUAGAGAUUGGCAAGUCCAGGACUAAAAUCAUCCAAAUGAUUGCAGUGAAGGUGUAUGGAGUUUAAAACACAGUGGAGCACUUACUGUAUUACCAGGGUGGAACACCUUGUGUUUUCUGCUUGAGAGAAGAACCUAAAUGUGUAUGAAUGAAACAUAAAACAACUCUGACUCUGUUUUUGAUGAGGAAAUAUUAUAACAGAUCAGAAUAAAUCAGAAUAUGAAUAAAUCAGAAUAUGAAUCUUUUAGGCUUGUUGGACAAUCUGUGACUGACAUAAGAGAAGACAGAUAAGGUCCAGACUAUGGAUACCUGGCAUGUGUCAAAACUGUUUCCUCAAAAGCCCCAAAUUCCUUUGAUGCCCUUCUUGCAAAUUCAUAAGUUUGUCUGUAAUGUUUUGGAUAUAACAGAAAUGAAGGUAGUUCUCAGACUGGCUCUGUUUAGAAAUAAGCAAGACAUUAUUACCAUAUGGUGACUCUUCAUAUUGAUUGGGCUGAAUUUGUUUGCUUCACUCAGUCUUCAUAAUGGGAAUAAAAAACCAAAGCAUAAAAAAUACCUCUUCUCGGGGUGCUUGGGCUGUUGUCUUUGACCACUGCAGCCUGAGGGAUCCACUUAAUCAUUUUGCAAAAUUAAAACCAUGUUACUCUAGGGGGUACAAAUGGGAUUCAGUGGGGGAGAGAUUUAGUUUAAAGUGAUCCAAAAUCUGU
Periophthalmus magnuspinnatus is the source of this 3423-nucleotide messenger RNA. It is a transcript of the gene fam131c, whose product is annotated as family with sequence similarity 131 member C. NCBI's taxonomy places the organism in Eukaryota, Metazoa, Chordata, Actinopteri, Gobiiformes, Gobiidae. The record is from RefSeq and is a predicted model, not a curated record. The transcript has 6 exons. Bases 823 to 1596 code for a protein of 257 amino acids.